Plasmopara halstedii is the source of this 3954-nucleotide messenger RNA. Its product is annotated as swi snf-related matrix-associated actin-dependent regulator of chromatin subfamily a member 3-like 2-like. NCBI's taxonomy places the organism in Eukaryota, Oomycota, Peronosporomycetes, Peronosporales, Peronosporaceae. Bases 1 to 3954 code for a protein of 1317 amino acids. Gene Ontology annotation, molecular function: ATP-dependent chromatin remodeler activity; ATP binding. The record is from RefSeq and is a predicted model, not a curated record. The transcript has 2 exons.
AUGCCGGAGCCAGGGCGGUGGCAACGCGAGUAUGACCGCAACUGGCUUGACUACACACGGCAAGUUAUCGCUCAACGUUUUGGGCAAUAUGCACUUCAGUUAUCGCCGACCGUGAAUCAGGCCGAUGAGCGUCAAUUACAAGAAAUCUUGGCAGAGGUAGGCAUCAAGCACGCCCCGCUCAACCACAAUCGAUGGCACGCACCAUAUUUGGCACCACAGACGUCCUGUGUUGAUCUGAUGCCACAAAGCCCACCUUUUUGUGAUGAGUCGUAUGUUUAUAAUACCCCGCCAUCAUUAGGCAGCCAGAGCAUGUUUCCAACGUUCAGUUCCCAGGAUUUUGCGUUUCGAUCCACGCCACGCCAGAUAAGUACUUCACAGCGGUUGCAACUGCGAACUGCUGAAUUGUCCCCAAUUGCAAGUGAUAGGCGAACCUCAAUCGAGUGUGUUGGUAUGAUAUCGCCAUCGGCUGGAACUGGCAAGUCGCCCUGGACGCCGAGACGAUGUUUAUUAAAACCCGCCGGAAAGACGCGGCAAACACCCCGUCGCUCGCUUGAAGCGCGUUUUAACGACAAUGUUAACGUGUCGCUUUUGUCGACGCAUUCGUGUUGUAAUAAAGCAAGAGAAAUAUAUAAGCAAGAAGAAAAGGCAGAGGUAGAGAAUCUUGCGCACACUGUCCGUAAUGUAUCCGAAUGUAAUCGUGUCGUGAAUUCAAAUGAAGCAACUAUAAAAGAAAGUGAACAUCACAAUCAAAAGGAUCAAUGUCCACAGAGUGAUUAUCAAGAUGCUGGAGAGAUGAAUGUAUCUAUGGAGCCGGAGCAGGUAUAUAGCAGUGAUAGCGAUCCAGACGACAGCAAGAGGAAGGAUAGAGCCGAAGCCAAGACAGAGCUCGAAAAUAAUAAGUUGAGUUAUUAUGUGUCAGGUGAUGCCGAUAUUGGUGAACAGCAGCUUCAGCAGACACAUCUUCGUACCUCGACCCCUAUAUCAUCACAUGCCUCUAUAGUUAAUUAUGAGCUUGGAGAUGAUAACGAUGGUCAUAAUCAGCAACAAAACGGCGUGCAACAAGACAUCGAGAUACAUGAGCGAAAUUUUUUUAUUACAAAUAGCAUUGUUUGCAGUCCAAAUACAAACCAUGCCGACAGCGAAUCCGCGACGGGAGACGACAGAAAUGCCACCAAGCCUUGCCAUUCCCCUGCCAGGAUGUCAGACCAUGCAUCUACAAAGCGCACGAGCACCAAAAAUAACAUAUGCCUUCCAACUGAAAAAUAUCCAGACACUGCUUUAUAUAAGACAUCUUCGCUUGCCAACACGAUAAACUCGUCCUUUCCAGCAUCAAUCACAAGAUAUUCAUCUUACGCAACUAUCAAAGCGUCAUCGGCUAAAAAGAGGACAUAUGCUGGUAUUACGGACUCCUCGGUGAGUCCAACAGCUUCAUCAGCUAAACAAUCGUCACUCACACCUCCUAUUCCUCCCAAGGAUUCAUUUUCAUCUAAAACAGCCUUGUUGCGGAAGCAUAUGAAUCGACGUACGCUGGUGCAUACAAAACUGCCACUAGAAAUGGAAUACCGGUUUGCACGCGAUCGUCGGCGAUGCCAUAGACGUCGAAAGUCUCUUGCUGCAAAGUCAGAUGCAUUCUCGUACGUCGUACCUGAGCUUUUAGUCGAACUGCAGCCUUAUCAAAAGAAAGCAUUAGACUGGAUGCUUCAGAGAGAAAGGGAUAUUGAAGAUCCUGUUACGAUUGACCAGCAGCGCCAUGGCGGUGCGACAGCCGUUGAUGCUCUAGUGGCGAAGGUUCGUGGUGGAAUACUGGCUGAUGAAAUGGGCCUCGGAAAAACUAUAUGUUGCCUUGCCCUUAUAUGUAAAUCACUUCGUCAAGCCCGAGCGGCAUAUACUCAAAUCAGAAGCAAGACAGGUGGCAUGAUACCUCGCCUUACUCCUCCAACACUUAUUGUGACGCCCCUCUCUAUUCUAUCGCAGUGGGAAGAAGAGAUACGAUCCAAAACAAACCUGAGCGUCGUGACAUACCAAGGAACUGCACGAAAAAGAUUUCGCGCCGCUACAGAAUUCAUGGGAGCUGAUAUUGUGCUGUCAACCUACGACACCCUCCGACUUUUGGAGUGCAAAAUAUAUGACAAAUUCAAUCACGACGAGGGUGAGCAUGUUCAUUACGACAGACCUAGUGCAGGGAAUAGAUGGCAUCAAGCGCCACGACUCACUUCAGUAUUAAAGAAGUCUGUGGUGAUGUCGAAAUUGCACCAUUUGCAAUGGUUCAGGGUCAUUUUGGACGAGAGUCAUUUGAUUGCAAACGCUGGCUGCGCUCGAGCACGGGCCGCGUGCACCCUUAGUAGCAAACGUCGGUGGUGCAUUACUGGAACCCCUAUUCAAAAUCGAGCAGCAGAUUUGGCGGCACUACUCCGUUUUAUCGGACUUGGUAACCAUGCACAUACUCUUUCUGAACGAGAAAUAGGUGCUUUGGUGCCCCGUAUUGUCAUGCGUCGGCUUAAGUCGACCGUGGACGCAAAUACUCGACUUCCCAUUCUGAAAAUACCAGAAAAACAUGAAGAGACUAUCGAAUUAGAGUUUUCGUCGGAUGUCGAGCGUGCUCUAUACAUGCUGUUGCAUCGCUCAACGAAACGGCAAGUGUUUUGGUACUUGCAGUCAAGAGAGUCCAAGCGACGUCGUCCUGUGUCUCUUUGUGCUCCGAUCGUAGAUGACGAAGGACAACGACCUUUAUUUAUGCACGUAUUUGAACUUAUCUUGCGACUACGGCAGGUCUGUGAUGCAUGUGCUCUGGUGACUGCAGACCCGCUAGCGGAAGUGCAAUCACGGGCUACUGCAGCAGAAGCAUUAUCUGGGAAUGGAAGUGACGGCACUUCACCAUUUUCUCCAGAUGAAUUGAAAUUGCUCAAGCGCUUGCAGCUUCCCUCGAACUCUGAAGUUGAGGCUGGAUGUCGUCCAUUGGAAUCAACAAAGCUGACUGCAUUAAUGAAAGAGCUAAUAAAAGUGCGAGCUCGUCAAGAGCGAGCGCUGGUGAUUUCACAGUGGACAAGUUUUCUUGAUCUGAUUGCAGAGCGCCUUGAAGCGCACAACCUUCAGUGCGAGAACAAAAUUUCAUCCUUCAAGGAAGGUGACAACGAAGCAAUACUGUUUGCUAAAUUAGACGGUCGAAUGUCCGCUAAGGCUCGAGAACAAGUUGUGCGAAAACUCCAGCAACAGGACGCUGAUGAGAUAAAAACUCCUGGUGGUCCAACGCUUGACGUUUUGCUACUUUCUCUGCGUACAGGCGGACUUGGAUUGAACCUUACAGCUGCCACACACGUUUUUAUUAUGGAACCGAGCUGGAAUCCCAGUCUGGAAUGUCAGGCUAUCGAUCGCGCGCACCGUUUUGGUCAAAAGAGAAAGGUUCGCGUUGUUCGAUUUAUUGUGAAAGGGUCCAUUGAGGAACGCGUAGUGGCGUUGCAAAUCAAAAAGCGUCAACUUACUGCUUCCUUUUUGGGUGAUGGCGACAUUCUGUCGAGAGCUACAAAAAGCAAACUGAGUGACACACGGCUGUCGGCUGGGGAUCUCAGAAGGCUGUUUUUCACACAGCACGAUGACGAGAAAGCACAGCGUUCACAGCAUAAAAAUAGUGAAAAUAUUGACAACGUUGAUUUAAUGAAUCGUGAUGGUGAGAUGGAAGAGAGCGAUUUUGGUGAUAAAGAAGAGAGUGAUGGCAGCUUUCUACGUUCAGUGUUUGAGAUUUAUUGCAUGGUAAGUUUUCGCUGGCGUUUGUUAGAUCGCUUGCUUGUGGGCUCGGACCGCGUAGAUGAUGACGAGGUCGUUGUGAUAUUUGAGGGAAUGGACGCAAUCUUUCGAACAGGUGAAGGAGACACCUUACAAAGAGAUGGAGAAAGCGUCUCAGUGCAGAUUAAGUACGAGUCAUCCAACUCAUUGGAAACUUCGUUGUUUGUGUCGUGA